Messenger RNA from Haliotis rufescens (red abalone), 1978 nucleotides. Its product is annotated as swi5-dependent recombination DNA repair protein 1 homolog. Gene Ontology annotation, biological process: positive regulation of DNA-templated transcription; double-strand break repair via homologous recombination. NCBI's taxonomy places the organism in Eukaryota, Metazoa, Mollusca, Gastropoda, Lepetellida, Haliotidae. The coding region runs from base 222 to 1367 and encodes 381 amino acids. The record is from RefSeq and is a predicted model, not a curated record. Gene Ontology annotation, cellular component: Swi5-Sfr1 complex. The transcript has 4 exons.
GCCCUUUGGCGUAUUUCGUUUAACUGAUAAGUUGAUAACCGUAUUCCGUAUCAGAGCAAAACAAACUUAUGCCAAAUUGUUGCGGGAAAUACAAACUCUCUAUCAAAGUAGAAUACACUUAGUUCUUAUGUUAUACAUAUCUUGUGCACAGAGAACUUAAAACCAGUGGAGUCAUAUAAUGAUUGAUUCCAAAGACUGAUCCUGUAAUUGCCUCUGUCACGAUGAGUGCUGUAACACCAACCCAGCCGAGAGGGCAAGACGCGCCUGGCUCUGGAAGAAAUCUGAGUACAGGUCUGAAGAACCGACUGAAGAGAUGUGGGCGGUACCAUUCUGCUACACCCUCAGCCAAGAAGCCCUGUAUUGCAACACCCUUGUCUCCUGGACCUCUACACAUAUCAAGCGUGGGUUUGCCAGUCACACCACAAGACACGCUUCAGUCAUCCACAUCAAGGGGAGAUAAUUCAAACACACCCAAACCACUAUCCUCAUGUUCAAGAAGAAUACGGGCAUCUCUGUCCUUCAAGUCACCUGUGAUGAAGACUGAGAGUUAUGUCCCUGGAACUGGACCAGCAGAGGGCAUCAGUGCAGCAGGGAGCCGCCGGGGGACUGAGGUGUGUCAGGAUGAGCCUUGUAGUGGAGACCCAAGUACUCCAUUAUCAUCCAAACACAAAAGAUUGACACAGAGUGGCAACAAGAGUAGAUUGAAAUUCUGUAGUGAUGACGAAAAGAUCAAUCAGCAGUCUGCAGGUUGUCGUGACAAGACAGGUGUACAUUCAGGUCAUAAUGGUGACAAGAUCUGUCUAAAUUCAGGUCGUAAUGACGACAAGAUCGGUCUACAUUCAGGUCGUAAUGAUGACAAGAUCAGUCUACAGUCAGGUUGUAGUGAUGAGACAGGUCUACAAGCUCUAGCUUGUGGUGACAAAACAGGUCUACAGUCUGUAGCUUGCAGUGACAAAACAGGUCUACAGUCUGUAGCUUGCAGUGACAAAACAGGUCUACAGUCUGUAGCUUGCAGUGACAAAACAGGUCUACAGUCUGUAGCUUGCAGUGACAAAACAGGUCUACAGUCUGAAGGUUGCAGUAACAUGACCACUUUGAGGAGGGAGAAGAGAGACCUCACACUACAGCUGACAGCAGCGGAGGAGAAACUAAGAAAACUGAAAAUGGUCAAAAUGUAUAGGUCAAAGAACAACCUGCAGCAGCUGCAGGGCCUGAUAAACAAAUGGCGCGGAGUUACACAACAGGCUCUGUCGGAUCUACAUAACAUGCUGCCAGAGCCCCGGCCAUCUUUGGCAGACUUUGUCAGACACUUACAGAUCGACUCUGAUCUUGUUCAGCUUGACUUGGGAGAAGACAGUGUGGACUGAGGACUUUGUGUUGGAGACCGGAAGUCCCAGCAUUUGUGAUAAGAAUUCCAGACAGUGUCAUAUAAACUUGACGCAUUGAUAUAAACCUCAAACAGUGUCAUACAAACCCCAGACGGUGUCAUAUACACUGGAUGCAGUGAUAUAAAGUUCAUUGUCAUACAAACACCAGACAGUGUCAUAUACGCUUGACGCAGUGAUCUGAACUUAAUUGUCAUACAAACCCCAGACAGUGUCAUAUCAACUUGAUGCAGUAAUAUAAACUUCAAACAGUGUCAUACAAACCGCAGGCAGUGUCACAAAAUGUUGAACAGGAAUUUAUUCACCAGAAUUUGUGAUAAAUCUACCUGUGUCACCAGAAAUCCUAACAGUAUCGCACAAAGACCAGUGUCACACACUGUAGGACAAGACACUUACAGAGAUCUCUUCAGUCAGACAUAUUUGAAGAACUUGUCCAGUGAAUACAGGAAGUUAUUGAAGUUUUUUGUUUGUGUUCAUGUUACGAUCAGCGACUUUAGCCACAAGGGUUGCACUAGAUUAACAUCUAGUGUCUGAAAUGAACAUAUUUUACAGAAAUCUUUUUUUGUUAAGUUAUUCUAAUAAAAUAUAAUAAA